Molecule: messenger RNA, 3623 nt
Organism: Cladocopium goreaui
Lineage: Eukaryota; Dinophyceae; Suessiales; Symbiodiniaceae
Source: the annotation of a GenBank genome assembly
AUGCAGCCGAUACAACGCAUGCCAACCAUGCCGUUGGCACCGAUUUCACGAACUUGGCGAUCGCAACAGGUCUUGCGGAAGUGGCAAGUGAAUGGGUUGUUGAAUGGGAAUGGGCCGGGUUCCGUGGUCAGUUCAGCCCUUUCCCUUCCCUCUGCGGCAUUCAUCGCGUCCAUUGCAUCCAUCGCUGUCCCCAAAUCUGUCCAGCGACAGUCAAACAAAUCUGAUGGGUUCCAGCUCCGAGAAAUUUUCAAAGAUGUUGAUUUUCCUGAAGAACUCGGUGGACGGCAAAGGAUUGAAUAUGCACUUUGGCUGGCAUGGAGAAGAAUGGGAAAUCCGAAACCACCAGCGAAAGAGGUCAAGGAAUGCUUUGCCUUCUUUAAUGCUUGUUCCAAACAACUUGGGCGGCGACAGAUUCUGGUCGAUGCAGCAGGAGGCCAUGGUGGAAUCGCGUUGGUUUUUCGAGCUUUUCGCAAAGUGGAGAGGGCGGUGGUUGUGGACCUCUACGAGCCCCAGAGUUUUGAGAAUCUCCGGGCUGCAUGGCUGCCAGAUGAAUCUCCAGAAGUGGUGCAAUUUCGUGCUGGUGACAUCAGCGAAACUGGUUGGUUGGCCUCUUUUUUGGAGAAGGAAGAAGUGGAUGCGAGCCAAGUGAUGGUGGUGGCUUGCCAUGCUUGCAGUCUGCUUUCAGAUGAGUUGAUACGUGAAUGCGUGGAGUGCAAGGUGGAAUUUGCCAUCAUGCCAUGUUGUCAGGGAGAGGAAAGUCGCAAGGGCAUGAUGAUGCUGAAUACUGCGAAGAACCUGAACAUACCGCAUGGGACACUGAUCGAUAUUGCCCGACUUGGCGUUAUUGAAGCAAGCCCGGGAUACAAAGCAACCAUGAAACGUAUUGAUGAAAAUAUCACACCCCAAAAUCGCAUCUUGAUUGGUCUUCGUGAGACAACUGAAGAUAUUGAGAGACGACAAUCUGACAAACAACGUUUUUUGCAGAAGAUGGCGAGAAAGUACAGACACGUUGCGUGGCGCCCAGGCCAAAAAAAUCCUCACAAUUUAGAUUGCUCUGAGGCCAGACAAAUGGCAGUAGUUGAUAUUCAGGCGUUUGAAGCCAUCGACAAAGCAGAAGAGGAUCCACCAGACGAUGAACAUGAACAUGUGGAAGUGCCGCGGGUGUCUCAGCCCAAUAGCCGUGUACAGUCCAACUGCGAGACCGCGUCCAGUGGAUGGAGCUGGGCGGAAGCACUGUUUUUCAAGGCCAACUGCGUCUCCGCGAAGGGUACCUUCUGUGCCACGCACACAGAGGACCUGUGGCGCAAAAGUUCAAAUGCUGCACCUCUUCCAUCGGUCGCCUUAGAAGGACCAGCAGACUUGCCAAAGUCUCAAGCUGUUGCGAUACUGCCGCUGCAAAGGAAGAGGCCUUCGGGGGAAUCAACGGAAUCAACCACAGGGUCCAAUUCCGUGCCGAAGGAGAUGUCCAAGGCUGAGCAGCUGUUCGACAAAGUUAAAGAACAGAAGGAGGCCUUGGACCGAGAGGUGGCGUCAGCUCUCGCCAAGGCCCAGGAAGGCCGACAACCAUCUCCAGCAAAUCAUCGGACCCUGAAAUUCUACCCGCAGCCGGCUGAUGAUCGAUCAGCGAGAUUGGUCGAUGUCAUCGAGCACGGUUACGAGGUGCUCAUCGUCCGGAGAGAACCGUCUCCGACGCCCAAGUGUCCAGCGGAUAUGUUGCAAACACCGAGAAGCAACCAUUCAGGAGAGCUCCUGAUUCCGGUGGCUGCAUCGCCGGUCAGUGGUGAAAAAGAGGCCCGAGCCAUGGCUGCAGACAUGGCUUCAGUCAUCGCACACAACAAGGCUGGAGUGGUGAUCAAGAACACCUUUCUCGAGGUGGGAGAUCAAAUCUCAAAUUUUCAUGACUGGCGAAGGCAGAUGUCAGAGCCCGUGAAAAUUUACACCAGUGUAGAUCCCGAUGAGGACUACGAUGAAGCCGAAGAGGGUGAGGCAGAGGUUCCCGAAGAGAUGCCUCCGCUGCCCUUUGCUAUGGCUCCACCUUCGACCUCCUCGACACAUCCAGGGUCAGGGCACCUUCAACCGACUAUGGGUGUUUUGGAUCCUGGUGCUUUGCCACAAUCCCCUGGCUUUGAGGCUUCGCCCCCACCAUAUGUGCCACGGCAAAGCAGCCAGGUCAAGGAGCAGAGUGCAAAUAAGGUGUCGCGCCAGGGACCAGGCAUCAACGCGUUGAAGAACAAUGACAUCACCAGCAAGGAACCACCUUGGAAUGAUGUAACAACGGUGAUGAUGAGAAACCUGCCCAACAAGUACAGACAACAGAUGCUGUUGGACGAAUUGGCGGACGCUGGUUUCCGAGUGCAGUCCGACUUUGACUUUUUCUACCUUCCGAUGGACCACAGCAAUGCUGCAAAUCUUGGCUAUUGUUUUAUUAACUUCACGGAGCCGGCCUUGGCGAACUCCUUCGCCGCAGCCUUCCAGGGCAAGAAGAUGCGACGCUUCAACUCCCACAAAACGGUGGUGGUGAUGCCCGCCUCCAUUCAGGGAUAUGACAGGAAUUACAAGUACUACUCCUCGACUAGAGUCGCACAGGCUGAGGAUCCCGCUUACCGGCCUCUCUUCCUCAGACAUCCUGACGACUCUCAGGACAGAAAAGGUGCUGGUCGAGGGGGCAAAGGCGGAGACAAAGGGCGUGGCAAGAAGGGCUCCAAGGGCUCCAAAGGACCUCAAGAUGGGAAGGGAGUGGAGGCUUUUGGACGCCUUGCCUUUAUGGGCCUGGAAGACCCUAAUUCACAGGGAGAGUGGUCUAUGGCGACGGAUCAGAUGCCGUGGCAGCCGCAAAUGAUGCCAGCUCAGUUUCCGGGCUGUGGCGGCUGCGCAGCCCCCUGCGCAGCUCCAUGCGGGGGUCGAAGCGGCAACACUGUGACCUGCACAAACUGUGGCAACGCAUGCUCUGCAGAACACAGGUUCUGUUCGGGCUGUGGGAAUCCCGUGAAAGCCGGAACAGGUGGUCUCGGUGCAGGUGGUCCAACUGCCAUGGGAAAAGGUGGUCCUUGUGCAGGACCGCCCAUGAAUGGGGCCAUGAUGCCAUCGAUGGCUGGUUGCCCUGUUUGGGGCUGCUGCCCCUGUCCGAUGAAUAUGCGAGCGGAUGCUCCAACGUUCAUGCCAGUUAUGGGAGAGGAUGAUGGCAACCAGCAGCAGACGACUCCCCAGAUGACCGACUCGGUGAACACGGAGCUUGAUGUGAUGCGUGGACGUUUAAUGUUGAUUGCUGCACUCAAGGAUAUCGAGCAGAGAGACUCCGAGAACGCUCGUGGAAAAGACGAGAAUGUCGCUUGGUUGGCCUGAAGCAAAGAAGGCAUGACGGUUGAGAUGGAGCUUCACGAAGCCUUGCUGUUAACACGAUCGCAUGGCGGUGUUUCAGAGGCGAGGGAAACAACCUUGCUGGAAACUGAAAACUUGCUGUGGGAUUUGUGUGAUGACAAAGAACGAUAUCUAAAAUUCCUAAAUGCGACACAGACUGCCAGCAGGUUCAUGCCGAGCUACUCCAAAGGGGCAAACAGACUCUAGUUCAAUUGCAGGACAAGAGCACAUUUUUUUGCAUGGCUUUGUCUGAAAGUCGGGUACCA